This is a messenger RNA of Cylas formicarius (sweet potato weevil), 3096 nucleotides long. It is a transcript of the gene Smg5, whose product is annotated as nonsense-mediated mRNA decay factor SMG5. The record is from RefSeq and is a predicted model, not a curated record. Bases 159 to 2900 code for a protein of 913 amino acids. Gene Ontology annotation, molecular function: telomeric repeat DNA binding; protein binding; telomerase RNA binding. Gene Ontology annotation, biological process: nuclear-transcribed mRNA catabolic process, nonsense-mediated decay. The transcript has 7 exons. Gene Ontology annotation, cellular component: telomerase holoenzyme complex. NCBI's taxonomy places the organism in Eukaryota, Metazoa, Arthropoda, Insecta, Coleoptera, Brentidae.
UCGAUAAGAAAUUGUGAUUGUGAUGGUGUUGAAAUAUUUUUAUAAAUUUAAUAAUGUUACAAUGAAUAUUUUUUACGAUCAUAUCGCGGAGAUAGUCGAAAUUACAAAGCAAUUGUUGAAUUCUUGACCAGGAACUGGGACAAAAAUGAGUUGAAAAAAUGAAGAAAAUUUAUAACCCCACAGAUAUUCAACAAAAACAGGGCGAAGAGCUCUCAAAAAAACUUUAUCGGACUAUAAGUGAUCAAGCUAAACGCUUAGAUGAUGCCAGAAGCUGUGUCCGAUCUAUCGGAGACUUGUUUAACCCUGGCUUGCAAGCCCAACGUCGAAAAUUUUGCGAGUAUUGUGAACGGCUGAUAUUUUCCGAUCCCGUUUUAUAUGGUCGCAAAACUGAAGAACUGCUUUGGAGAAAGACCUUUUACGAUGUAAUUUCAACUGCUAAAAAAUUGAAGAAAAAGGACUAUACAAAAGAGGAAAUUUCUAAUAUUCAAGCAUAUAUUAAUUCAGGAGUGGGAUUUUAUCAUCACAUAAUUUCAAAACUUCAGUGUCAGUUUAACAUUAAACUGAAAAACAUAGUUGACUUUGAGAUCAUUUUUGAUUGCGACAAUGAAUUUGCUGAGGGUGAUUCAAAAUCUGUUGAGUGGGCCAAGCAAUCUGUUCAUCAGUGCUUGAUAUAUUUAGGAGAUCUUUCAAGAUACAAGAUAGAAAUAUAUCCAAAUUGGGAGCACACAAUAGCCACGAGAUACUAUUUGCAAGCCGUGUCUUACAAGCCAGAAUAUGGAAUGCCCCAUAAUCAAAUGGGAACUUUGGCCAUGAGUCAGAACAAUUUUCUGGGAGCUACUUAUUACUAUAUGCGGUGUCUUGCUUGCAAAUUUCCAUUUGAAGGCACAAGCAACAAUUUGCUUAGUUUGUUUGAAAAAAAUGCUAAAUUUAUUGAACAGUUUCCAACUGUUGAUAAAGAGGCAGAUUGUAUAGUGGAGCUAGGCAAAUCAGAGACCAUCAAGCAAUUUCUCGCAAGAUUUCUGCUUCUGAUUGAUAUAUGGUACUAUAACAAGAAAGUUACCAAGGUCUACAGUCUUUGCCACCAAACCUAUAAAAAUCUAGAGGAGUGUUUGACUUUUAGCAAACCAGUUGCCAGUGAAUCAGGAGAAAAUCAAUCAGAUGUAGAUUCCACUGAGACUGAGUCCCACUUAAGCUACUUGGAUGAUCAGACACUCUUCAAAAUUGCAGUCAUAUGUCUACUCACAAUUGCAAAGCUUCGUGAAACCAAUUCUCCCCAACUGUCUACUUUAAUUGCAUUUACCUUGAGUAUUUACUCCCAGAUAAUUCAGAACAUCACAAAUCAUAUUCAGGAGGCUGUACUUAAUUAUCCCUUGCCUAAGGAAAGUAGACCCAUUAAAGGUCAUGGUAUUUUAAAGGAUUUAAUGAGUGGGGGCAAAAAGAAAUCCAACACCAAACUUCGGAGAAGAAAGGCAUUGAAGAUUGACAGUGAUGAAGACUCAGAUUUGAGUGACACUGAAAACAAUAUAGACUACAGCAGCUCGGAUGAUUCAUUUAUUUCGGAUGCUGAGGAUAUUCUGGUUGGGUCUUCCGAUGAGGAUGUUGACAUUAUAAAGGUGUCCGAUGAGUCUGUUAACGAAAAAUCUGUUCCACAUUUAGUGACAUCUAAAAAUGUGGCUAACGAAUCAGACGAAUCAAAGACCAAAGAUGGUGUUAUCAAAAAGGUUCAGAGGAUGAACGUUAACGACAUGCUUGAGAUAAUAGCAGAAGAGGGCUCGCUUCAAAGCAUCAAAAUUCUUAAUGAUUGGCUUAGACUUGACACGGAAGUUAUAAAAUUGUGCGGACUGAACACCAAGAGCCUAAUCCGGCAGAUAGUGUAUUUUAUCAACUUAAUUAAUAUUAAUCUUAACCAACAAAAGAUGAUUGGAGUCAACUUGAAAGUAUCGGAAAUAGUGAAAAAAGAUAACCAAAUUCCGCUUUCGGAAGAUGUGGUUCUGAAAGGUUUGGAUAUGUUCAAGGACACGCAGAAAGACUUUGACUGGGAGUACUUGUCCAGGAAAAAUAUCACCAGCAAAGAAGAGACUGUCAUAAGAAUGGUCAAACUUAUGUCGUUUGCCAGAGUUUUGCGCGGAGUGGAGGAAACCGAAGUUACGUUUGACGAAACCCUUAGUAUUCUGACAUGUAAAUCUGACAACUCUGUGGAAGAGAAUGGUACCACGGCGACUGCUAUAAUGGAAGAACUGGAGCGCCAGGAAGAAGAGAACGGCUCCGCAAAAUCGGUAAUCACAAAUGGGGAAACCAAGUUGGCUGGUGCAGGUGGUCAGAUCAGCAAAAUGAAACACAUGGGGCAGCUGUGGUUAGCAGCAGAAGUGAGAACCCUAGAGACGCGGGUCGGCGACAAGCCCUCCCUGUCACCCUAUCUGGUAUUGGACGCCGAUACUCUAAUCAAGUACACCUACAUGGUCAAGCAGUUGGUGUAUUCGAGGAAGUUUAUCGUCCUGAUCCCUGCCGCAGUGGUUUCCGCACUGGAUGACUUAAAGAAGGAGAAACUGGAGGCUCGAGACGCGAUCCGCUGGCUGGAAUCCCAGUUCCACCGGGGAAAUCGCUUUUUCAGAGCACAGCGUCAAUACGAACGGACACCCAUCCCGUUCAUCAAGUACCCAAAGAGGCGGGACAAAGAUAUGCACGCUUACAUUCAGAUCGUCGAGUGCUGCUAUUUCUUCGCGGAACAGCAGAAGGGGGCAUCGAACGUGGUCACUUUGCUAAUAGGCAACAGUGCCGUGUUGUCCAACGGAGAGAACAAGGAGUUUAGCUACGUCGGUUUGGCGCAGUCGGUCGGUAUCGCUAUAGAAUCGAUCGCCAGUUUUUACGGCAAAUGGAGAAAAAGUAAGGGGAACAGGUGAAUUGGAGGUUGGGAUAAACCGGAAUUCAGCUAUACGAGGGUUAAGAAAACGCGCGCCCCCCGAGGGGUCCCAACGCGGCGCAAAAACUAUUACUAAUGAGACGUCAUGGUAUUUUUUAUUGGCUCGGGCGUACAUUUUAAAAUAAUUAUUUCCAUGUAAUUGUGUAGUUGUGUUACUUUUCUUUUAAUAAAGAUCA